ACCUCUCAUAUGUGAUAACGAAAUUUUAUUAACUAAAGAUGUUAUUACGCGUUCGGCGAAGAAAGCCAUCCAUAUCAAAUAUAACAAAAAUGGGUUCAAAGAAGGAAAAACAACUGCCGGAAGAUGUACUUUUCAGCGACAUCUUCACAAAACUCUCCGCUAAAUCCGUUCUCGCUCUAAAACCCGUGAAAAAAUCUUGGUACUCUUCCAUAAAAAACCCUGAAUUCGUGGAUCGAUUCCUCGCUAACUCCUUCAAUCGCCCCGAUGGAACCUCUUUGUUGUUGACAACACACGACCAGGCCUCCGGCCAGCAGUACUUCAUCUCGUCGACCACCGAUGAAAGACUCGACAGCCGCCCCGUUUGUUUGCUGUCUGUGUUGGAAACUGGUGCUGAGCUUUCUGUUUCGCAGAAUGUUAAUGGUAUGUUUCUUGUUCAUACUCGGCCCCACGAGACUUUUUAUCGAGACCGUGUUGAUGAUGUUUAUGUGUUUAAUCCGAGUACUAGAGAGUAUUUGUCACUGCCCCCUUUGCCUAAUCGUGCUAGUAAGACAUGGCCUGGGAGUAAUAUGAAUAUGAUUUCGUAUUUUUUCGGGUUUGAUGUGGGGAGUAAGGAUUAUAAGGUUGUGGGUGUUUGUUGUGAUGUGGGUGCUCCGGGGUUGAGGGUUGAAGGGGAAGUUGAAUUGGGGAUUUUCGGGUUGGCUGGAGGUUUGAAGGCGUGGAGGGUGGUUAAUGUGGAUGUUCCGGUGAGUUUUAACCCGUGUACACCUGGGAUUUGUGUUAAUGGCGCGAUACAUUGGUUGGUUAAGGAUAAACGGGUGAUUCUUGCUUUUGAUCUUGGUCUUGAACGGUUUCGUGUGAUUAAGUUGGGAGAUGGGAUUGGUAUUGAUACCUUGUUGGGUGAUGCUGAUGGAGAUGGAUAUGGUAAUGAUGGUGAGGAGGAGGAGGAGGAUGAUGAUGACAGGGAGGAUGAAUUUGAAGAGGAAACGAGUGUGUGGCCUUGUUUGAUUCAGGUCGGAAGUUACUUGGCUGUUUUGGAAUACGAUGAUGUUGAGUUAAGGAUGUGGGUGUUGAAGGACUAUCAGAAUGAGCAAUGGGUGAUGGAGAGCAUGGAUUAUCCGUAUGAUUGGAACUUGAUGCAUGCUCUGCCUUGUGGUAGUAGCCAUACUAGUGAGUUCUUUCUUUGCUUAAAUCACAAUACUGGUUCAUCUAUUCCGAAAAUUGUUUGUUGUGAUAUGGAAAGGAGUACUUAUAGAAGGAUUAAUUUUGUUGAACAAUUUGAAAAGAUUGAUUCCAGUACUGUAAGUGUGUCUCUUGUGGGUUGUUAUCCUGAAAACAUUAUGCCGCUGCCUAAGAUAUGACUACCUGGGAGGAGGAACUUGAAACUAUUUUGCUUGAUACUCUCUAUUAGGAAUGUGCUUAGCUCGCCUGCUUAACCUUGAAGAUGUCAUUCAGCAACGUUUUUUUGGAGGUACUGUUCGUAUGUUUGUUAAUAUUGCCUUUUGAGCUAAUUGAUGGUAUGCAACUCAGAGUGUAUGUGAAAGCUUAUAGUAGCCUGAUAUGUACCUCUUGUAUGUUUGUUAAUAUUAUGCUUGUAUUUUGUGGAAGUAAUGUGGUUACUGCUGUUUUCUAUU
Molecule: messenger RNA, 1631 nt
Organism: Daucus carota subsp. sativus
Lineage: Eukaryota; Viridiplantae; Streptophyta; Magnoliopsida; Apiales; Apiaceae
Product: putative F-box protein At3g23960
Exons: 1
Coding region: 39-1358 (439 amino acids)
Molecular function (GO): protein binding
Source: RefSeq, a predicted model, not a curated record